AUGGUGGAAGGCUUCGAGGGCAAGACUUACAAGGAGCAGCUGAGGUCACUUGAUGACCUCAAGCCAACUCCAUCUGCAAAUCCUAGAGGCACAGGUGGCUUUGAUGAUUCAGACCUAGCUGAUGGCCAUUUACCAAGAGGAGGAGGUGAUGGCAGUGGCACCAAUGGACGAAAGGAGUCAAGUCCAAAUAAACCUGAAGAAGCUGAGGGCUCUCAGGGAGCAAUAGCUGGAAUUGUAAGUGCUGUGGUUGCUACUGUAAUUGGAGCAGUAUCUAGUUUCAUUGCUUACCAGAAGAAGAAACUCUGUUUCAAACAAAGCGCAGAUGAAGAGAAUGUGAAUAUGGAAAGCCAUCGGGGAGCACAAUCUGAGCCACCUGGUAAGAAAAGAAUGUAG
Messenger RNA from Mesitornis unicolor (brown roatelo), 393 nucleotides. RefSeq names its product CD99 antigen-like. Lineage: Eukaryota; Metazoa; Chordata; Aves; Mesitornithiformes; Mesitornithidae. Bases 1 to 393 code for a protein of 130 amino acids. The transcript is spliced from 6 exons. The record is from RefSeq and is a predicted model, not a curated record. Gene Ontology annotation, biological process: homotypic cell-cell adhesion; T cell extravasation; positive regulation of neutrophil extravasation.